Messenger RNA from Fimicolochytrium jonesii, 873 nucleotides. RefSeq lists its product as uncharacterized. The record is from RefSeq and is a predicted model, not a curated record. The transcript has 3 exons. Lineage: Eukaryota; Fungi; Chytridiomycota; Chytridiomycetes; Spizellomycetales; Powellomycetaceae. The coding region runs from base 112 to 780 and encodes 222 amino acids.
AUGAGUGCGAUAUAAAAACAGAAGCAAAAACGAAAAUAUACAGGUAGGGGGGGGAAUCAUUUCGUGUGUGAAAUGGGUAGGGUAUUGGAUAGGCGGGGGAGCUAACUAAGCAUGAUGAUGUGCGCGAAGAUGGGAGAAUGCCGACGAGGUAACCGUUUACAACUCCUCCUUGACUUCGAUCUUGCCCUCGGCGCUUCCGGGAGAGUACAUACGGUCCUUGAUGGGCUGCACGUAUUGCUCGUGGAUACGGUCGACGAAACCCUUGCCCUCAGCUUCGGCAGCAACGUUGGUUGCCUUGGCGCCGGCGGACUUUACCGACGCGGAUGCGGCCUUGGCGUUGGCAGCGGCGACGUUAGUUGCCUUGGAGGCAGCUUCAGAGGUCCUGUCAACAACGGUUUUGGCACCAGUGCCCUCGUAAACCCAUUCGGCGGCCUCGCCGCUCAACUUCAACACACGGCCGAAACCACGGGACUCGCCCUUGAGCUUGGGGACAAAGACGGAAACGACACCGGCGUCGAGCUUGGCGUCGGCGUUCUCCUCAUCGGCGUCGGAGGGGAAGCUGAAAGAGGCGUCGUAGAAGCGGGGAAUGCAGAGAGGGCUGGGCUUGGUGGUUCCGGGGACGUUGGGGCACUUGCGCUCACCCUUGAUGCGAAGGGGUGGUGGUGUAACCGACAUCGGAGGCGAUCUCAUCGAAAGCACGGAGGAGCUCGUUCACGACACCAGAGUUCUGCACGUCAUCAGCGGUGGCCUUGGCGGUCGCGACGGGGUGGGAGUUUGUGACUGCGUCGGCGCCCUUGGAAGCGCUGUAUGCGAUGUGGUUGUACUUGUCUUGCAGUGCAAGGCGAAAGCGUUCCGUUGCUGAUGGCGCAACAG